This is a messenger RNA of Pelobates cultripes (western spadefoot toad), 1524 nucleotides long. Lineage: Eukaryota; Metazoa; Chordata; Amphibia; Anura; Pelobatidae. The record is from the annotation of a GenBank genome assembly.
GAUUUCAGAAAUAUGCUUUGAGGCUGUAAAAAAAAUGCUCAGACAGGAUAAGCUUGGACAUACUUCUUUGGCUGCAGUAAAAAUAAUUUCUGGCCUGGUGAAGAGCCAUAAUUACGAUGUUCGUCCUGAGGUUCUCAACAUCUUGCUUAACUUGCAGAUUAAGGAGGUUGAAGUAAAAAAAGACACUGAAGAUAUUGCCCCGAAACAAAAAUUCAUGUCUUAUAAAGAAAAGAAGAAAAAUCUCUCAAGAAUGCAGAGAAAGUGGAGGAAAGCCGAGGAAAAGUUGGAAAAAGACUUACUGGAAGCAGAGGCCUCUGAAAACAAGGAGAAGAAGUUGAAGCUGUACACUGAGACGCUGAACAUCGUUUUUCUCACCUUCUUCAGAAUAUUGAAGAGAGCGCAGAAGUCUGUACUCCUACCUGCUGUUCUGGAAGGCCUUGCAAAGUUUGCUCAUCUUAUCAACAUAGAAUUUUUUGAUGAUCUUCUCAAGGUCCUUUAUACUCUCAUUGAUUCUGGGGAUCUCAACUACAGAGAAAGUCUGCACUGCGUCAAGACAGCAUUUAAUAUCCUUUCUGGGCAAGGUGAUGUUCUGAAUAUUGAUCACCUGAAAUUCUAUACACACCUUUAUAAAACAUUACUUAAGCUCCAUGCAGUUGUUAACAAUGACGACAUUCUGAUAGCCCUUCAAUGCUUGGAAGUGAUGCUUGCCAAGCUUAGGAAGCAAGUAACCCAGCAGAGAGCCCUCUCUUUCUUAAAGCAGCUAUCCACACUGGCUCUGCACGUACUCCCAGACUCCUGCAUUGGGAUUUUGUCAACCAAUAGAGGAAUUAUGCAAACAUUCCCAAAGACCGACAUCCUGCUUGACAACGAGUCCCAAGGCAGCAGCCUCUACCUACCGGAGCUGGAUGAGCCAGAAUACUGCAAUGCCCAGAACACUGCGCUGUGGGAGCUGUACUGCUUGCGGAGGCAUUAUCAUCCUGUAGUGCGAAUAUUUGCUGCUCACCUCUGUGCCGGAGCUCCAUCUGAAGGCUCAGAAGGUCUCAGAGCGGAACUAAGUCACAAAUCUACAGUAGAACUUUUUGCAGAUUACACAAUCAACGGGAUGACAUUCAAUCCACCAAUUUCGGAUACAGUUUGCAAGAAAAAGGUUAAAGCUAGAGCGAAUGAGGUAAAAGAUGAUCUAAAUGGACUAAUACAAAAACAUCUUGAAAAAGUAUCUUCAGUACAACCGGACUUUGCUUCCUAUUUUAAGGCCAUUUCAACAUAAUUUUAAGUGAUAUUCGGUGAUGGACAAACCCAGGUACUUGCCAGUUUUUGCAAGUGGAUGUUUGAAGAAGUGAGAAAAAAAAAACACAAUUCUGGAGACCGUGAUUGCAUUCUCUAUGGAUUUGUGCCUCUUUUGUAUAUACAGGUUUAACCCCUUAAGGACCAAACUUCUGGAAUAAAAGGGAAUCAUGACAUGUCACACAUGUCAUGUGUCCUUAAGGGGUUAAACAAAAAAGUUGCAAACCAGCCUUUGUAAAG